CGUCUGUUUAAGAAAGAAAGAGAGAGAGAGAAACUUAGCUUUGUUCAUCCUGGCGGCGUCUUGGACCAAUCUCUCGUUUUAUUCGUCUUUUCCUGCCUCCCCUCUCAUCUCGUCCCUCCCCCCCUAGAGCAAGAGUCUCCCUGGUUGUGUUGUACGCGCGUGUUAUAAAGCGGAAAGCCCCGCCGUUUCCUUCAGAUCGGAGCGCUCCGACCGCUGCGCGCACCAGCUAUCAGACAAUCAGGACCUGAACCUGCCCACAGCUAUGACCCUCCUGCUCUCUCUAUCUGGAUUAACUCUCAAGUAACCGCUCUUUGCCGCCCCCACUCCCUCUAACACCAUCAGCCCGCGCAGCAGCAGCAGCAGCAGCAGCAGCAGCAGCUUCUUCACCGGCUCCUCUGUCCUGCGCCCAAAGCCUCCAACUCUCAGCUUUGUUCUGCGGUCAUGGGGUGCGUUGUGUCCUUUUUUCCUGGGCUGCUGAGGGGCUUGACCGUGCUGUGAGGCGGAUACAGGGUGGAUUUAUGGUCCGCAAAGCCGCAACUACCAGCCGAGGGAAAUUAGUGGAACUUUGAGCUCCGGGAGGAUGCAGGUGACGUGUUGGUGCGCCGUGUUCCUCCUGACGCCUGUACUUUGUCUGGUUAUGAAUGUCCAUGCCUCAAAGUCAGACGUUGUCAAGUCUGGAAGCCCCAAAUCCACACUAAAGCAUAUAUGGACAGAAAGCAGUAAAGAUAUGUCCAUCAGUAGGCUGCUGUCACAGACUCUACAUGGUAAAGAGAAUAGCACAGCCUUGGACCUUCGCUAUGACACUCCAGAGCCAUACUCUGAGCAGGAUCUGUGGGACUGGCUGAGGAACUCCACAGACUUGCAGGACUCGCGGCCGCGGGCUAAACGGCGGCCAAUGGUCAAGACAGGAAAGUUCAAGAAGAUGUUUGGCUGGGGAGACUUCCACUCUAACAUCAAGACAGUCAAGCUCAACCUGCUGAUCACCGGUAAGAUUGUGGAUCACGGCAAUGGCACCUUCAGUGUCUACUUCCGCCACAACUCCACAGGCCAGGGGAACGUGUCCGUGAGUUUGGUCCCUCCAACCAAGAUAGUAGAGUUCGAUGUGGCAGCACAGCAGUCUGUCAUUGAUGCCAAGGACUCAAAAUCCUUCAACUGCCGCAUAGAGUAUGAGAAGGUGGAGAAGGGUGCCAAGAACACGCUUUGCAACUUCGACCCAUCCAAGACCUGCUACCAGGAGCAGACCCAGAGCCAUGUCUCCUGGCUCUGCUCCAAACCUUUCAAAGUCAUCUGCAUCUUCAUUUCCUUCUACAGCACCGACUACAAACUGGUGCAGAAGGUGUGCCCAGACUACAACUACCACAGUGACACUCCCUAUUUCCCUUCUGGCUGAUGUUCCCUACACUCACAUAUGGAAAAUUGGACGAGUGGAGCACAGACUGGGGCUUCUACCCAUACCAGAGAAAAGUGUAUGUUAAACGUACUGUCCCUAAACAUGUCCAUUCCAGAGUGUCAGCCAUUUCAACUUUUUGUCCAAUUUGAUGUUCUGAAUAUUGCAGAGAGAGCAGUUUCUUUUAACUGUUAAAAAGUUGGUGUAUAGGAUAGUGAUAUGCUUAAAAAUGACAUGAAAAACUCUGUGAUUACUAAGAUUUUAUCAUGUAGAAUUUUGUUCCUGAGUUAUGUUUUGUCCCUGCUCAAAAUUGUGGAGAUAGCAGGGGCUUAUUUGUCCUUUUGGGAUUGUUGUCACUAUUAAACUCUACCCUUUGUUGUUUGCAUAAUGUUUAGUUCACACUUUUCAAAAUAGGUGUUAAUUUUGUUUUCCUCUUUUAGCAUAUCUCAUAGUCAAUGCUUUAACUCUCUGGACUAGAAUAUGGACUGUUUGCCCCUGCUGUGCUAUUUAUGCUCUGCAGUUUGUCCUGCAUAACUGAAAAACAAAAUUAACUCCUCAUUUAAAAGAAUAAAACAAUAAAAUCCUCAGAUGUUUUUACAAAACUUAAAAGGCAGCUGAAGAGGACAGUGAACAUUCAAAUGUGGGUUUGAUGCUUUUAGAAGUCUAAGGUUGGUACCUAUCUAUGUAGGGGUAGGCUGGAAAUGAAUAGGCUUCUCCUUCAGGUGAUUUUCAGUUAGGGGAGAAAGUGUGUUGACACAGUCAGGUACCGUGACACUGUCUAUCUUCAGCUGGAGUCAAAGUGUUCCUGCUAGUGCAGCUAGAUGUUGAGUUUGUGGGGUGAUCGGUUCAUUCUGAUUCUGAUUGAAUGACUGGUCACCUGACUGACUGAUCAGUGGGUUGUUCGUGGGGAAUGGGGCUUGCUCAUUGUCACUUAAUAUAUCAAAUGUAAUGUAUUGAAUUCUAUAUCUUAGAGCCUAAUUUGUAUGAAUGGUUUGUAUUGUACAUAGUUUAUCCAAACUGCGCUGCUUCUGUACAUUCCCCCCAUGAGCUGUGUGUUUUGACCCUACUCCCAAAAAAUCCUUUUGUUCACUCCAUUUAUGCUUGUUGUUGGUUCCUCUAAAAAAGAAAACAAUGUUGCUGCCCUAGAUGUGAAUUUCAUGAAAACAGCAAUCCUGUACAGAAGCUGUAAAACUGACUAAAUAUAUUAAAGUAUUAAUUGAAAGUUUCUUUAUUGGGGGGAAGCCAGGGGUUGGAGAUGUACAUAUGAAUUAAAGAAUACAGUAAAUUUUAUCAAUUGAAUGUUGGUUUUUGUGCGUUCUUUCUGUGAGUCUUGCUCUAAUAAUGAGUCAGCGAUGAUUU
This is a messenger RNA of Scatophagus argus, 2746 nucleotides long. It is a transcript of the gene nxph1, whose product is annotated as neurexophilin 1. The transcript has 2 exons. Gene Ontology annotation, molecular function: signaling receptor binding. The coding region runs from base 581 to 1390 and encodes 269 amino acids. The record is from RefSeq and is a predicted model, not a curated record. NCBI's taxonomy places the organism in Eukaryota, Metazoa, Chordata, Actinopteri, Scatophagidae.